This is a messenger RNA of Podarcis lilfordi (Lilford's wall lizard), 11373 nucleotides long. The record is from the annotation of a GenBank genome assembly. NCBI's taxonomy places the organism in Eukaryota, Metazoa, Chordata, Lepidosauria, Squamata, Lacertidae.
ACUCGAAAGGGUUAAAAUCUGGGCUUCCAGGGAGCAAUGCAGAAACGCGAGAAGCGGGUGGGGGUGUCAGUGGGGAUUCCCUCCCCCCACAAAGAAAGACCGCUUCCUCUUCUUGCAGGGAUUUUUGCUUCUGAAUGGCUGCGGGAGAGGUAAGUCUGUCUAUAUAUAUAUAUGUAUAUAUAUAUAUAUAUAUAUAUAUAUAUAUAUUUUCUCCUCCCCAAAAAAGGUCUUUGUGCAAAAGAAAGAUGGAGAUCCAGGAAAUGGAGACAUCAGAGGAGGGUGAGUGGCAGAAGCCUGCAUCCCACCACGACACCCCCCCCCCCAAAAAAAAACCAGCGAGGGGGGUGUCCAGGUCUUUGACAGCAUGGGGGUCCCCUUCCUUGGAAGAAGGGCAGAUAAUCUGGGACCUUAAAGGAACAAUAUCCCCACAGAUCAGAGAAGUGUCGCUUCCAGGCAGAUUUGAGCAAGCCGCACGUUUUAUGGGAACGUGGAAAUCUGCCUCAUGUAGAGUCAUAGGAUCGCAGAGGCGCAGGGGGUGUGCUGAAUUUUGGCCUCGCAAAGAGUGCUGCUGAAAUUUGAAAGGCCAACAUCUGCCUCUGUCUGUCCAAACCAAGCUGUUGCCGCUAUUAUUUUUAUUUUUUACUUCUGUUGCUAUUAUUAUUAUUAUUAAAAAUUUGUAUGGCUCCUUUCAUCUGCCGAUCUCAGAGCAGUUCACGACAUAAAAAUACAAUAUAGUAGCACAAAAUAAACGAUAAAAACUAGAACCCCACUCCAAACCAAUACCUCCCCUCUCCCCACCCCUCCCACAAAAACAUUUAAAAGGGGUAUAAGAUGUAGGUUGUCGUUAUUAGCUUUGAUAACACUAAUGCUGGAGGCAUGAGGGAGACACAAACGUCGUUCUUUGAACUUCCUUAACUCAUCUCCAAUCCAAGCAAUCCUCGCCGUAUAAUAUAAAUAAAUAAGAUUGCCACGUAGCAAGGUGCAGUUGUGUAUGAGUCGCUUUUCGUUUUUCUUGUAGGAAGAGCUUCCCCAUCAUGCAAAUCAGGGCACCCAGGCUGUGAUCGGCCCCUGAGGACACAGCUGCCUGUGAUCCCCAAGCCGGGCCCAUCCUGUCUACAAAACCAGAGGGUCAAGUCAAUCGGCUUAGACCAGGGAUCACCCCAAACUUGGAUGGUCACCUCUGCUUGCUCUGGAGCUGAAAAUGGAGCAACCAAACCCUGCAAGUCCAGAACUAGAAGGGAGACCGGAAGCAGGAGGGGACCUACCCGAAGGCGUGAAGGGGAAUCUAGAGUGGUCAGGCAAAGAAGAGCGGAAGGGGUUGCACCGUCCUGAGGAGUUCUUGAGGGUGUGGGGCAACCCAGUUCCUCUGGAAGACACACAACGGGACAACGUCCGAGCUUUCCUCUCCUCUUUCGAGCAAAUCGCCGAAGCCUGCCAAUGGCCCAGAGGAGAAUGGGUGGGCCGGCUCCGGCCUGCGCUGAGCAGCUCUGCUGAACAGGCUUUGGGUAGACUGGAAGCCGCUGACAGGGAAGAUUAUGGGAAAGUGAAGGCCGCUGUCUUGCGGGAGGAUGCUGUGAGGAUGGAGGCACAGCGCCGGGACUUCAGGCAGUUCUGCUACCAGAAGGCCGGAGACCCCCAGAGGGUUUAUAGGCAGCUGCGGGAGCUGUGCCACCGGUGGCUGAAGCCGAAGAGACGCAGCAAGGAGCAGAUCAUGGACCUGCUGAUCCUGGAGCAGUUCCUGGCCAUCCUUCCUCACGAGCUGCAGGGCUGGGUCAGGGAAGAGGGGCCAGGGAGCUGCGCCCAAGCCGUGGCCCUGACGGAGGAUUUCCUGAAAGCUGAGACGUGGAAGUGGCAGGUCAGAGCGCUUAAUCCAAUUUCUCCAGGCACUUCCAGGUUGGGUAGUUGCCGUGUGCUGUGCAUGGGGCUGCCCUCGGAGACCACUAGCGGCUGGAUCCCUGGGUAGGGUUGCCGCUGGUACUCACAGAACCCCUAAAACAGCUGCCUUGGCUGCCAGGUUGUUUCUGCACUCAAUUUAAGGUGUUCAUGCUAGUGUUUAAAGCAGUGCUUCUCAAAGUGGGCAGUACUGCCCCCUGGGAAAGGGGAGGGGGCAUUACAUGGGGGGGGGCAGUGGGGAGCUGGCGAUGGAAAUGACUACCAGACUUGGAAAAGCUGGCAUCACUGGAACAAGUUCAUCAGUUUUGUUGCACUCAUUAAAUUAAAAUAGUUUCAACUGGAUGCUGAAUAAAUGUGCAAUUAAUCAUGAACUUUUUGGAUUUUGCAGUGGUACCUCGGGUUAAGAACUUAAUUCGUUCCGGAGGUCCGUUCUUAACCUGAAAUUGUUCUUAACCUGAAGCACCACUUUAGCUAAUGGGGCCUCCUGCUGCCGCCGUGCUGCUGGAGCACGAUUUCUGUUCUCAUCCUGAAUCAAAGUUCUUAACCCGAGGUAAUAUUUCUGGGUUAGCGGAGUCUGUAACCUGAAGCGUCUGCAACCUGAAGUGUCUGUAACCCGAGGUACCACUAUAUUAUGCUGUUACCUUCUGUAGUGGGCUGUACAAACCGCUGUUCUGAAUAAUGCUUUUUAUAGGGUAGGGUAGGGGGCGCAGGGGUUGCAUUUAUAGAACCGAAAGGGGCGAUGGCCCCCCAAAAGUUUGGGAGCCACUGGAAGUAUGUGGGCUGCAGGAAUCUGCCAAGGGAACCAUCGUUAUUAUUACCAUCGGUUUGUUAAUUGCCUCACUAAACCACCAUUUCAAGGCAAUUGACACGCAAUUGAAAACAGUUUUAAAUGACAGCAAACACAUUAAAAACCAUCCCAAGUGGGCCCUUGUGGUAAAAAGCUAUUCCUCCAGCCUGUUGGAGCAAAAAUGUCUCCAGAAAGUACGGAGAGUGGGCGCCUUUCACAUCUUGACAGGACUGAUAUUCCAGACAAGAGGGGCAGCCACUCUCAAGGCCCUGCUCAGAGUCACUGUGCAAAAAGGCUUCUGAGAUUUUUGGGGUGUGCAGGAGAGACACUCCCACAGACUGCAGGGAUCUCGUGGUGUGUAAGGCAUAAGCCCCUCUCUCAAAUCACCUGGUUUUGGGGGAUAUGGGACCUUGAACUUGGCCCAGGAUCUGACUGGCAGCCUGUGGGAAUCUCGCUAGCAGGGUGAUCAGUGCUGGCAGACGUUUGCCCCCACAAACAUGUCAAUUUUCUGCACUGUCUUUUGCACAAGCCAUUACGCUAGGGGAACUAGUAUGUGGCUCAGGGACUUUGGCUUAGGGCAGCAUUGACUUCCUCCCUGUGUUUCAGAUGCCGUCUCAGGGGACAGCCACCAGGCCCCUUGAGACAGAUGAGGCUUCACCAGACAACUCCCAGAGACAAAGUUACAUGGACACCACAGCACUGAAAUGUGAUGAGGACAUGAUUUUGCCAGGUAAGGCUUUAUUUUUAAACGUUUACUGGGUAAAACUCCAGCAGGCAUUGGAAGGAGGUCUUCCAGAGGACCUGUAAGCAGGUUCAAGAUUUUGGAGGAUUCUCCAGGGUGAGGGAAUGUCCUAAUUGCAUAUCGGAUUCUCAGAACACCUCCCUCUGUGCGUUGUUUCUGUCAACUUGGCACUUGAAUGGGAUGGAAAUCCUGCUUUCCUGAGACUCUGAAGAGCCUUCCUUGUGUGGCGGAACGUUCUCCCCCUCUCCUCUCCCCAAAUCUGUUCUGGGGUUUCCCCCUGACCUUCCCUAGCAGAUCUGGGUGGGCAGGAAGGGGAGGAAGUCUCCUUGUGCUAGUUCUAAACCUUGAGUUGGCGUACAUUUCAUUGAAUGCCACCCAAGAUGUGUAUCUGCUCCUGCUUGAAGCACCCCAGAAGCCAGAAAAUAAGUCCGCAAAGGACCUGGCCAACACCCAGUCUUGACUGGUGGCAUCUCUCAGGGGGUCUUGCAGCAGAGGACUUUUGCCAUCAUCUGUUUCCUAACUGCUUUUUAACUGGAGGUCUCAGGCAUGGAGAGCGGGAUAUUCAUGCAAUGCUUGUGCCCUGUCCCUGAGCCAAUCGUCUUCCUCUCUUCUGUCCCUCACAGCCAACGGAACGACGCUCCCAAUUCACCCCUGUUCCUUGCUUCCUCCUGAGGGACUGGAAGUGGCCGAAGCUUGGCUGACUGAGGUAAGUGGACAUCUCUCUUAGCGGCAGGCCUGGGGUGUUCCCUUGAGCAGGGUGAAUGUAAACGAUGAGCUAAGGAUCAGAGCACACCUGAGAAUGUGUGAGAGCCAGUGUGGUGUAGUGGUUAAGAGCGGUAGUCUUGUAAUCUGGGGAACCGGGUUCGCAUCUCCCCUCCUCCACAUGCAGCUGCUGGGUGACCUUGGGCUAGUCACACUUCUCUGAAGUCUCUCAGCCCCUCUCACCUCACAGAGUGUUUGUUGUGGGGGAGGAAGGUAAAGGAGAAUGUUAGCCACUUUGAGACUCCUUCAGGUAGUGUGAUAAAGCGGGAUAUCAAAUCCAAAUCCAUGUUUAGAGCGCAUUUGCCACAUCACUGGGGAACUUCCCAGCCCAGUUUAAUUUGUCUCAACCAUUUCUAUACCGCUUGAUUGCCAUUGCUUCUAAGCAGUGUGCAAAGUAUUCUGUAAUGGUUCUAGGGGUUGCUCGUGCGUAAGCCGGUGCAAACACCUGGCUGGAUUGCCUGAAUGAACCUUUUCUGUCCGGACAGCCACUCACCCGUGGCUGUCUCAAUCGCUGGCAGAAUCCGCCAGUGGGCGUUUCUUAAACUUCUUCCAGCAAAGAAGCUCUUUGACGCCUAGUCUCCUCCUACUCUCUCUGCGCGAAAGCCUUCUGCGCAAGGAGGGCGUAGGCAGCGGAGGACCUCUACUCUCCCCGCUGGUCCCCGGCAAGGAGUCAUGGGACCGCCUCGCCGCUUCCCCCAUCUGCCCCCCUUCUCCACUGGUGCUACGCUGAUUCUCUUCCCCAGAAGAUGGGCUGCCUCUCCCACUCCCGGUACGCUCUCCGGAAUCCCUCUGGAUUUUGCUCUCUCCCUCCGGCACUAAUGGCAGUUCCCUGACAUAUUCCAUACAGUACAAUGAAAAAGAGUGGAAAUUAUAAAAUAAGCCUGCUAGAAUAAUAAUAAUAAUAAUAAUAAUAAUAAUAAUAAUAAUGUCUUCAGUAAGUUCAACAGGGAGAAGCGUCUGUCUGAACGCAACCUGGAAGGGAGUUCCAUAAAAUGGGGCCCACAAUGGAGUGCUUUAUAUCCCACCUUUACGCCAAGGAGCUCCAGGUUCUCCCCUUUCUCUUACAAUCCCCAGAACAACCACCCUGUGAGGUGGGCUAGGCAGAGCCCAUGACUGGCUCAGGGUCACCAGUGAGCUUCAUGCCUGAGUGGGGAUUUGAACCCUGGUCUCCCAGGUCCUGGUCCCACACUCUAACUCUAACUACUACACCACACUGCCUCUCAGUAGCUGCUUAGGGAUGGGACUGGGGCUGCUAUUUUACAUGGCUUGGCAUUGUGAAAUCGGGAGUGGGAGUGUGUGUGGGAUCUUGGGCCUCCAUCUUUAAAUGGCGUUUUCUGGAACAGCAGAACCUGAGUGGGGGAUGUUUGGCUGUUUCAGGGCCCAGCGAGCGCCAAGGAGAAGGAGGAGCCUUUCUGCAAGGAGGAGGCAUCCCUGACACAGCCAGGCCAGAGGACGAUGUUCUGGCAAGUCAAAGAGGAGAACUGUGGCAUUGUGGGCUCUCUGGGUAAGGAAUAGCGUUUUAGAGGAGAUAAUCUAUGGUCCUCCAGGUGGGGCUGAGCCACAUCUCCCAUCAGCCCCAGCAAGCGUGGCCGAUGGCCAAGGAUGAUGGGAUUUGUAGUUCAGCAACAUCUGAGGGUUAAAGGUUCCCCACAGCUGGCCUAGGGCUUCAGUCCUAACUAGGUCUACUCAGAAGUAAGUCCCGGGGGGGGGCUUACUCCCAGGUAAGUGGCAGCAAACCCCAAAAACAUUUCAGGCUGCAAUGCUAAGCGUGUUUCCAAGGGGUCAGCCCCACUGGAGAAACUGCAGCACUUUCUUUUCAUACUCAACUCUACCAGGGCCCAUUAGAUACGAUUCAAGCAUGUUUACUCAGAGGCAAGUCUUGUGUGUUCAGUGAGUCUUACUGCCCAAUAAACAUAGUUUGGGAGUGCAGAGUGGGAUUUAAAAGGUGCUUAAUUUUGGCUAGGUUGUGUCCCAUAAACAAUAAAAAUGUGUCCUUUGGGUGAAUGUAUGUAUCCACGCAUGUACAUCUGUGUGUACUGAAUGAUUUAAAUGCACUCUGCUGGAAUACUGUUUACGAAAACAAUCUGUUUAUUUUUCUUUUUAAUUCUUAUAUAAGGAGAUAAAAAUGCAGCAACUUAGUUCAUAAGUCUCUACCCAUUGAAAACCACAAACCAAAAUAAAUACCACUACUUUGUAAGCCCCGUUCUGCAUGUCAACCAACAAAGAAAUAAAUACGAGUUAUAGCACAGCAGUAUAUAACUCUUUAAUUUUCUGUGGUUUUUUCAUAUUUACCUCUUGCUUUUGUUUUUUUUUAAGAAGGGGUAUGAAAAUGUCAAAAAGGAAUGUGUCCAGUGCCCAGAAUAGACUAAAUUCCAGGAAUAUUACUUGGAUCCAGAUUCUGCAAAUAAUAAUAAUUCUCUCUCUCUCUCUCUCUCUCUCUCUCUCUCUCUCUCUCUUCCCAUCCCCAGAGGGGCUUCUGAUUCCCAAACUGGACCUUUCCUUCCAAUCGGAAAAAGGAGAAAAGAUGUUCUUGCAGGAACCAGAGCCAGGUAAAGGAGGCUGGUGAAAUCUGCUGGGUGACGCUUGCAGUUUGAGAAGAGCUCUGCGUGCUAAUGGCACCUGACUUUCUUCGGCAGCUGCCGGGGGCCACUGUGCUAUGGCAAGGGCCACAGCCGAUGCCUGCCCUGACUGCUCCCCCCCCCCCCCAGGCUAAAAAAUACCUUUAAAGAUUCAGGACUGACAUGAGAAAGGACUUCUUCACAGGCUGCAUCGUUAAACAGUGGGAUUUGCUGCCACAAAAGAUAACUGUAGCCACAAAUUUGGCUGGCCUUAGGACAAGUUCAUGGAGGAUGACCCUGUUUCUCACCUGUGCUCUUGAGUGGGGGGGGAGAGAUGCCUCUGAAUGCCCAUUGCUGAGAAUCACAAGUGGGGAGGGUGUUGUCGGCCCCUGGAAGAAGAGCAUGUUGGACUCCGUGGGCCUUUGGCCUGUUCCAGCAGAGCUCUUUUUCCAUACUUAUAACCCAAAGUUAGAGAGACUCCCUUCAGGAAUCUGUGGCGGGAGUAGACAAUGAUAAUCAGGAUCCCCUGAUAACUGUCAUUGUUCAGUGUGGAUCACCUAAGUUUCCUGACAAUGCAGAAGUUCAUCCCCAAAAUUAUUUGUGGAACAAACAGCCAUGUUUGCUCACUUGGCCGAGUCAGGGGGUUGUGAAGAGGUGAGAUUCAUUGGGAGACCUUAGGCUAGGAGGUGUUUAGGGCUCACAGGACAGUCAUCUUAGUAUUGCCUCUCUCUGCAAAAAAAGAAGAAAAGUUUGGGGCAUGUUAAAUCCAUGUCUAAUUAAAAGAGCAGCGACUGUCGCUGUGGAGUCUGAAUAAGGAGAGCUCUAGCGAUCAGUCACUUGUCACUCAGCAAUGAAGAAGCCAUGAAGGAUUUGAAGUCCUGUUUUAUUAAAGGGGCGAGUGCUAAGGUGUAAUUCAGAUAAUAAAACAGGUCUCCCUUAAUUUUUUGUUAAAGGGUAGCAGGGACUAUGGAUCCAACAUCUGGGAUAUUUGCUUGGUUCUGAUCUUAGUUGGCAGAAGUUGUUAAGUAGCUUUUUACACAAACAAACACCUAGUAUGUAGUGGUACCAUUUUCAUUCAUAGGCUUCCUUGAUAUUUUUGAAUUGGAAAAAAAGAAAUCUGCUGCUCUAAAUCCACAGGAGUUCUGAUUUAGUCUCCUCAACUUGAUUCCGUGAAGAAAACUCCUAAAAGUCUGCUUGCUAAUUUUAACUUAAUCUAUUUUUAGCCUGCUGGCAAAGAAUUUGAGAUAGAAACAGCCCCUUCCAGCCUUGCCCACCUGGUGCCCUCUGUCCAUUUAAAACUGCAACUCCCAUCAUGCUCCCAGUACAUCUCCAGGUAUGGCUAGCAAUGCCCUUGCCUGAAGACCCUGCAGAGCCACUGCCAGUCAGUGGAGGAAAUACUGACCUCGAUGGACCAGUGGUCCUAUGGGAUGUGCUUCUGCAUGCAAUGCAUGUGCUUUGCCACUGGAGACAGAGCCUUUUACAUGGUGGCACCCGAGUUAUGGGGCUCCUUCCCAAGAUAUGAUUGCUUGGUACCAUCUUGACCAUUAUUAAUAUUAAACCUGGAGGGCUUUAACAGACUGGAGACUCUAGAAGGGGAGAAGGCUCUUCUGCUCAGAUCCUGCUUGUGGGUUUCCCUUGGGCAUCUAGUUUCAAUAAUUUUUUAAAAAAAUGUUUUUCGUUUCACCACCACUUGCAGGUAAAAGGAGAGAGAUCAAGAUGGAGAGUUCCCACCCAGGGGAAGCUGUGCCAGAGGGAAUGUCCCAGGGGAACGUUCCUUGUUUAGCUGAGAUUGCAGAGCAAAAGCGUGAGUCCAAAGGACACCAGGAAACAAAGGAAUACAGCAAUCUCCCAGAAGUUCCCGUUAGCGAGAACACAACACAGUUUGGAGUGGAAAAGCUCUUCUCCUCAUAUCACGGGAGGAACAACCAGCACAGUUUGGGUCUGGGUACGCUAAAUGCAGAAGAAGGUCCUUACGAAUGCCCCGUGCGUGGGGAGAGCUUCCAGCGAGGAUCUGCCCUGGCUGAACACCAGAGGAGGCACAUGGGAGAGGAACUGUGCGAAUGGUCUGAGGGCGAGAAGCCCUUUCCCCAGCGAGAGAUCUGGGUGAGCCAUCAGAGCGGCCUCAUGGAAGAGAAACCAUACGAGUGUCCCGAGUGCAGGAAGGGGUUCAGUUACAGAGCGACUCUGAUGCGGCAUCGACGGAUCCACACCCAGGAGAAACCGCACAAGUGCUCCCACUGUGGGAAAAGCUUCAGCCAGAGGACCAAUUUGGUGAGUCACCUGCGAAUCCACACCGGAGAGAGGCCGUAUCAAUGCUCCCAGUGUGGGAAAGGCUUCCGGUGGCAACUCCAUUUGAAGAGGCACCAGAAGACGCACACGGGAGAGAAGCCUCACGAAUGCCCGGACUGCGGGAAAAGCUUUUCCCGGAGAGAUACUUUACUCAAUCACCGGAGGACCCACACAGGGGAGAAGCCGUACGAGUGCCCCGAUUGCGGGAGAAACUUCAACCACCCGUGCAACUUAAUUGAACACCAGAAGACGCACACAGGGGAGAAACCACACAAAUGUCCCGAGUGUGGGAAAAACUUCUCCCGGCGGGAUACGCUGAUCAAGCACCAGAGAACCCACACAGGGGAGAAGCCUUAUGAAUGCCCCGAGUGUGGGAAAAGUUUCCAUCAUCCUUGUAGGUUGAUUGACCACCAGAAGAUUCACACAGGAGAGAAGCCUCACGAAUGCCCUGAGUGCGGGAAGAACUUUUCUCGGCGAGAUACGCUGAUCAAACACCAAAGGACCCACGCGGAGGAGAAGCCUUAUGAAUGUCCUGAGUGUGGGAAAAGCUUCAUUCAGAAGAAGGCAUUCAUCAGACACCAAAUAAUUCAUUUAGGGAAUACGUCCAGCUAAUAUUCUUGAAAAUGCCACAUUCCACAGAAAGAAGAGGGAGAAGUGUUGGUUACAUCCUGAUUUGCAGUGGGGAAGCCAAACCUUAUCUAUGUCACGAGACAUAGGCGGAUGACAACAGAGAAACCUAGCAAAAAUAAGCUGAAAUAAGUAAAUUGAUUCAGCAGGAAGGUUAAAGUAAUAAUUGAUUAAUAAUAGAAAUUGGAUGUUUUCAGCUAUCAGAAAAAGAUUUUUUUUAAAGGAGGAGAUACAGUUGAUGUCAUAGGUAUUAUUCUAGAAGAUAUAUAUGAUCUGAGUAGAAAAAUAAUGGGGUUCAAGGAUGGAGUGGGAGGAAAGUUUAUUUUGAAGAGUCUGUGUUGCACCAACUGCAAUUGAUAACAAAAUGGAUUUUGUUUUGUGGAUGAAUAGCUAUUCUUUUUUAAAAAAGAAGCAAGACCCCAGCCCAAGUUGAUUCGUUAAGUCCCAAAAUGUUCUAGACUCCAUUAUGAAGUAUCUCAUUUUGAUGGUUCCCAACUAAGGCCAGGGACACAUCACAAGGGCAGCUACAGACCCACAAUGAGAACAACAGCUCCCAGUGACAGUGUACAGAUGUGGAAGUGUGAACUCCACAAAUGGGAGAAAUAGGACUCCACUCUCUUUUUGCAUACUUGGCAGGGACAAUAAGGAGAUCCUUGCUGGAUCAGGCCAAAGGUCCAUUUAGUCCCAGAUGGUGGUACAUUCUGGACUGACAAAAGAAAGUGGAAUUCUCUCACAUAAGGGGCAGGGAAGGUCUUCAACUUGGCUGGCUUUAAAAGAAGACUAGACACAUUCAGGAAUGGCUACGUGGGGCCUCCACUGUCGGAGGCACCAGGUGCCUUUGAGUUCCAGUUGUGGGGAAUCUCCGGGGUGGGGGAGAGUAGGGGUGUUGCUCUCAGGUCCUCUUGGGGGCUUCCCACUGGGGCAUCUGACUGGGCACUGGGAGAAGAGGAAUCUGGACUAGAUGGGCCUCUGGAUUUAGAAUGAAGGACCACCAACAUCUGCUAUUGGGUCCCUGAAGGACAGAUUCACACAAGGCGGCAAAACGUCCUUGCAGGUUAUUAACAGGAUUUUAUUUGAAGUGCAUAUGCAAAACAAAGGUACAGAGCAAUAAGUUUGCAAUCUGCACACCCCAGUCAGGGUGCGCCCCCUUUUAUAGAUUUGCAGAAUAGAAUGCCACCUGAUCUCUUGUAAGUCACUUGAUUUCUUGUAAACCACCUGAUUUCUGAGAAAUCGAAAGUUAUAAUAAGUUCCUAUUACCAUGUAAGGUCUUGGUCUUCUUCCUCCUUCCUGCAACCUCCCUCAUCCGGGUAUUACAAUGACUCCUUGUUCCUUAUCUCUAUCUGCCCAAGCUAGACAUUCCAACGAGAGGCCCAUUUGCAUUGUAACAUUUAAGCAUGUCCUUCUGGUUGGUGUAGAAACCUCCCCUUUUACUAUAAUAAUAGAACAGUUAUAUUGUAAUAUGCCCCUUCAGCAUUGCCUUGUCGUGAAGACCAUUUAAGAUAAGAAGAGACCGUUUUCUGUUCAACUCUUAUGACGCCAUCUUGGUUUUGUGGUUGUAACAUCGUGACUGGUCUGUAUCAUUCAUGUUCCUCUCUGGGGCUCUAAAUGGGGUCUUGUUCUGAGUGUCACUUUUGGAUAUGAACUUGUCGGACUCCUUAUUAAUUGCUUUUCACUUAACAUAGAGAUUAGCUGGGAUUUCAGAAAGUUAAACAAAU